This is a messenger RNA of Heterocephalus glaber (naked mole-rat), 462 nucleotides long. It is a transcript of the gene Il21, whose product is annotated as interleukin 21. Gene Ontology annotation, biological process: positive regulation of natural killer cell mediated cytotoxicity; immune response. The record is from RefSeq and is a predicted model, not a curated record. Lineage: Eukaryota; Metazoa; Chordata; Mammalia; Rodentia; Bathyergidae. Gene Ontology annotation, cellular component: extracellular region. Gene Ontology annotation, molecular function: cytokine receptor binding.
AUGAGAUCCAGUCCUGGCAACAUGGAAAGGAUAGUUAUCUGUCUGAUGGUCAUCUUCUCGGGGACAGUGGCCCUUAAAUCAAGUUCCCAAGGACAUGAUGGUUUCAUGAUUAGAAUGCGUCAACUUAUAGAUAUUGUUGAUCAGCUGAAAAAUUAUGUGAAUGACUUGGAUCCUGUAUUUUUGCCAGCUCCAGAAGAUGUAAAGGAACACUGUGAGCACUCAGCUUUUUCAUGCUUUCAGAACGCUACACUCAAGUCAGCAAGUACAGGAGGCAAUGAAAAGAUAAUCAACAUAUUAAUUAAACAAUUGAAGAGGAAACUACCUCCCUCAAAGACAGGGAGAAGACAGAAACACAGACAAACAUGCCAUUCAUGUGAUUCUUAUGAGAAAAAACCACCACAAGAAUUCCUAGAAAGAAUGAAAUUAUUUCUCCAAAAGAUGAUUCACCAGCAUCUUUCCUAG